AUGACGGUGGAGCGCUGUGUAGAUCCUACCACCAAUAAGAUAACCCUCAGUCGUGAGGCAAAAUUUAUCGAAAUGGAGGAUUUCGAACAUGAUGCGUUUAAUUGUUCUAAAAAGACGAAUCCUCAAAUUGUUGAGUGCGAAAUCGACGACGAUUUGCCUUUCGAUGACGAUUCCGAUUUCGAUGACGAUGUCGGUGAUCGUCUAGAAUCUGAAGAAGAAGACAGCACAGAUAAAACUCUAGUUGAGGAGGAGCUAAUGGAUACGGAUUCCAGUAUGUGCGAUACUACGAACGAAGAUGACGGUGUUGAUGAACACACUCUCGAAAGGGCAGCAGAGCUGACGGUUCGACGAUCAUCCCGUAGCACAAAGGGUGUACCACCUCAACGUUUCCGAGAAACAACUGGAAUGGUAAGAAUAUCCUCAAAUGAAAGAAUUUUAAUCACUCAGGAGUAUUGCGAGCCCCGUACAUUUGAAGAAGCCAUGAGUUGCCCAGAUCGAGACUUGUGGAAGCGUACAAUGGAGGAGGAGAUCAAGUCCUUGCACGAAAAUGCCACAUGGGAAAUCGCUUCUUUGCAAAAGAUCGCAAAGCUGUGGGCAGUAAGUGGGUUUUAAAAGAAAGAUGGACGGUGACGGCAAAGUAGUCCAAUACAAGGCAAGACUUGUUCCAAAAGGAUUCAGCCAAGUGUAUGGUGCGGACUAUGACGAAGUUUUUGCCCCCGUGGCGAAGCAGACCACUUUUCGCACGUUGUUAUCAAUCGCUGCAACAAGAAAGUUGAUUGUGAAACAUGUGGACGUUAAGUCGGCAUACUUGUAUGGAAACCUGGCAGAGACGAUCUAUAUGAAACAACCGACUGGAUUUGAAAUUGGUUCAAAAAAUGACGUGUGUCCGCUGAAAAAGAGUUUAUAUGGUUUAAAGCAAGCAGGAAGAGUAUGGAUCCAAGCCCUGAAAUCCGAACCGAAAUGCUCAUUAUAACCGAAGUGCUUCGGAGUUUGGGGUACCAUUCUUCAGAAGCAGAUCCUUGUCUGUUUGUGAAGAACAAGCGUGAUCGAUGGUCAUUCAUACUUGUUGUGGUCCGAUCGAACUUAGCCAUUCUGUUCACCUGGGUGUGCCACUUAUCGAUAGCAGUCGACGGCUUCCGUAUGAUGUGUGCGUAGAAGGUUGUGCGUGAGUUACAGGACGCUGACCAGAGCAUUGAGAGAGAUAGUGCAUGCAGUGAGUAUUUCUCAUUCGUGCGGCUGAGCUAGGGCAGAUAGGAUUAACACGGGCCCGUGGAAUAGUAUUGUAUAAUUAGGGAAUAAAGGUUUUAUAUGUUAUGUCGAUGCAAAGAAAUCGUCUUCGUCGUUGUAGUUACGUCCAUGCUUCUUCUUCUUCUUUGGCUCAACAACCGAUGUCGGUCAAGGCCUGGCUGUACCCACUUGUGGGCUAGGCUUUCAGUGACUAAUUGAUUCCCCCCAUAGCAGGAUAGUCAGUCCUACGUAUGGCGGCGCGGUCCAUUUGGGGAUUGAACCCAUGACGGGCAUGUUGUUAAGUCGUACGAGUUGACGACUGUACUACGAGACCGGCUCAAAAGUUACGUCCAUGCAUCCGACAUAAAAAUACUGUUGCAUGUGGAUGACAUGCUUGUUGCUUGC
Messenger RNA from Anopheles coluzzii, 1632 nucleotides. RefSeq lists its product as uncharacterized. NCBI's taxonomy places the organism in Eukaryota, Metazoa, Arthropoda, Insecta, Diptera, Culicidae. The transcript is spliced from 3 exons. Bases 1 to 612 code for a protein of 203 amino acids. The record is from RefSeq and is a predicted model, not a curated record.